AUGUCUAGACCUGGUCAUCAAGGCAACGAGCGGCCCAGCUUCAGCGGCAGUAGCAUCGGCGCGGGCAACGGCUACGUCUGUCCUGCCUUCUCGGCACAAGGAGUAUCCUUUGCAGACGGAGCGUCCUUGUACACUUCAGCCGCCAGUCCUCACACUAUGCAGUCUCUCUACGGCAACUCUGGCAACCAGAUUGCCUUUGCUCAACAAUCGCAGCCUCAGUAUGCGCACAGGUCUCAGGCCUCAGAUCCAGCACUGAUGACCCACUCUCGCCGUACUUCGAACAACAGCCCGCCGAUGGCCUCCUCCUCAACCAAAGCUCAGCAGCAGCUGCUCGCCGACGACGGGGAUGACGAUGGUGAUGCCGCAGGCAAGCGACGCAGAGUCCAGCGGGCUUGUGAUGUCUGCAGGCGCAAAAAGGUACGCUGCGAUGGACCUCAACCGGGCAAAGGAGCCUGCACGAAUUGCAUCACGUACGGCCAAGUCUGCAGGUUUGAAGAAGCGACAAAGAGGAGAGCCCCGCCGAGGAGUUAUACGGAAGCCUUGGAGACUCGCAUGGACAAGGUUGAACAGCUUCUCAGCGAAUUGGCUCCAGGCGUAGACUUCUCCGACCGCAUUGGCCUCCCCGUACGAUUACCCGAUGACCUUCCAAAAGACCAAAGCAAGGCCGGUUCACCCUCGAGGCCUCAAUUCGUCAAGCCUCCUCCCGUUCCCGAGCCUACUGAAUCUGCACGUUCAGUGCUACCACUUGAUGUGAGCGAGCGCGAUUCGAUGAUCGCUCGACUGGGAGGCAAGCUUCGCAUCAAGUCAGAAGAUUCUGACGAAGAUGAUCGGGAACGCGAAGACGAUGAUGAGAGUGCGGACUCCUACAGUCAUGUAGAAGACGUCGCCUAUGUCAGCUCGAGGGCACCAGCAGGCACGCUCGACAGGCUUUCACCCCCUCGCCUACUGUCUACACCUUCAGCUGUUUCCGGAUCAAAAGGCGCCGAAGGUCUCUCUGACGAACAACGAGGUCAAGCCGCAUCUUUCAUUGGCAAUUCCAGCGCCUUCCAUCUGAUACCCGCCCUGGAGCGAAUGAACAAGAAGACAGAGUCGGAAUUAUCCCAACACCUUGCCUGCAACGUCGUCGAUCGCAUGCCUCAGUUUCCCGGGAUGCGACCAGAGUUCUGGGCCAUUCCCCGCUGCCUAACGAUUUCUUUAUGGGAUGAUGAAGAGACGAAAGAAUUCGACAUCAUUCGACAAGCCUGGCCCGAACCUGACCUGGAGCAGAAGCUGGUAGACGCAUAUUUUAUGCGCCCUCACAAUGACUAUCCGGUGUUGUGUGAACCACAGUUCAGGGCAGAUUUGAAGGACCCCAGCAAGAGGCAAAACCGCGAAUGGGUCUUGCUCGCCACGUCUGUAUUCGCUGUCGCCAGUCUGUAUUGUGACGACGAUCGAGUUCUCGAAAAGGGAUACAAGGAAGAUGCUCUGCAUGGAACUCGAGGAGCGCGAUGGUACAACACCUGUCGGCGGAUUGGAUUCCGUCUAACCUGGCCAAGCCCUUCUUUGAGUCACACGCAGUUCAUGCUGCUGAUCAUCGUGUACCUCCUCAGUACACACUUGGCUCAAAGCGUCGCCUGGAGCUUCCUGGGUGCCGUCUUCAGACUUCUUCAAUUUGCCGGCGCUCAUCGCAAGAUCACAGCGGCUCGUCUACAGUAUCCCCUUCACAUUGAGGAAGCCUGGCGCCGUGUCUGGUGGACUGCGUACUCGCUCGAUCGUGAAAUGGCUACUAUGUUCGGUCGGCCAGUGGCAGUACAGGAUGAGGACUUUGACGUCGAUCCGCCCUUGGCCCUCGACGACUACCUGCUGAUGCAGGGCAAGAAUGCAGAUGGUACGCUACCCAAGCAGCCUGUCGGUGCGCCACCUCGCAUUGACGGAUUCGCUUGUCGUCUCAAGCUCGACGAGAUUGUCGGUAAGACAUUGCGAACCAUUUAUGCCAUUGGUAAGGCCAAAGCCAGUCGAGGCAUUGCUGGCAAGGGAUGGGAUCAAUUGAUCGUAGCUGAUCUUGACUCUAUGCUCAACCAAUGGCUGGACACUGUACCUGCCCACUUGCGCUACGACCCUGACGAGCCCAAUGAGGAGCAUCUGAUCCAAAGCACUCAGCUCCACGCCAAGUACUACUAUGCGCAGAUUCUUGUGCAUCGGCCCUUCAUCGUAGGGCCUCGGGUCAAUUCUUCCCUCAACUUCCCUUCGCUGGCCAUCGUCACCAAUGCGGCUCGCUUGGCCGCACAGAUGCUGCACAAUCUUUCGAAGCGGGGCGUUGUGCGAUCUGCGGGUAUGUUGGCAACUGCACUAGCCUUUGAGUGUGGCUGUGUCUUGCAGCUUGUCCGAUGGGGCUCGAAACGCAGUGGAUUGCGAACAUCUUCGGGAGCGAUGGAUGACAUCAACAAGUGCCUUGAGGUGCUGAAGGAUCUGGAAGAUCGUUGGCCAUUGGGUGGCAAGCUCUACGAUCUGUUGCGGAUCUUGCUCAAGGCGAGCGAUACUGGCGAUAGCGAGGGUGACGUAGACCAGCUUCAAUCGAAGAGAAAGGCCGGUAAGGAGGGCAAGGAAGCAGCGGCAGCAGCUGAUACCUCUACUGAAGACAUCAACAUGACUAGUCGUCCGGUGGUCGGUUUGCACCGAAGUAGACACGUUCCUAGCAGCUCGGCGGAUCUCCAAAAGGGCCUUCCAGGCAAUGCUGCCUAUGCGCUGCCCCUCUCGACUCAAGAUUUGGGUGUGACUCCUAUGACCUCGACGCCCGAGGUGUCGUCCGAAGAUGCUUCGCCUGCGAGUGUCGCAGCUUAUUCUGCUGGUGCUCAAGACGCAGGCGUCCGAGGUGGCAGACAGAUCCCCGGUCAAUCUCACCCGUCGUCGUCUUCCGCUGGCGCUGGAGCUCAGUGGUCUGAUGGACAGGCCAAUCAGUCUUCCUCUUCUCUUCAUGAGACGAAUCAGCAGCCCUACGACCGGCGUCAACAGCGUUUCAUUGAAUCACUGGCUAGUCUGCACGGGUCCAACGAGGGCGGCGCGAGUGUCAACCCGAACUUCUUCGAUGCCACCUUCCCGAGCCCUCUUGACCUGCCAACCUUCUCUUCGGCGCUCUUUGCCCAAGGAGGGGGCGGUGGUAGUAUUGGCGGCGGUGGAAGUGGUAACGUGACCGGAGGUCAAUCUUCUGGUGUUGCGACAGGCUUUGGCAAUGCUGGUGCAGGGGUAGGCGACGGCAAUCCUAGCCUCACACCGGGCUUCAGUAGCUUCUUCGGAAGCACAGGCCUGACGCCAUUUGUUGACUACGGAGCCAGCGGGGUGGGAGGCAUGGAUCACCAGCAGCAACAACAGCAACAGCAGCAGCAGCAGCAGCAGCAGCAGCACGGCACAUACACAGGUCAAGAUGGCACUCAAUCACAGAUGGACCAGCAGCAGCAGCAGCAGCAGCAGCACCAGCCCAUGGCCGUAGGAGGGGAGGACGACCCCUUUGGCUACGUUUUCCGGGACCUCUGGGCUGCUCAGGACUACUUUACCGAAGCUGGGGCCGGGGCGACAAGUGGUCCCAACUUGCACUUUUGA
This is a messenger RNA of Microstroma glucosiphilum, 3576 nucleotides long. RefSeq lists its product as hypothetical. Gene Ontology annotation, molecular function: DNA binding; zinc ion binding; DNA-binding transcription factor activity, RNA polymerase II-specific. The transcript is spliced from 2 exons. The coding region runs from base 1 to 3576 and encodes 1191 amino acids. The record is from RefSeq and is a predicted model, not a curated record. Lineage: Eukaryota; Fungi; Basidiomycota; Exobasidiomycetes; Microstromatales; Microstromataceae. Gene Ontology annotation, biological process: DNA-templated transcription; regulation of DNA-templated transcription.